AGUAAGCGUGCGGCGCGCGCGCAGUUCAUCGCGACUGCGCUAUGUGUGUGCGCCUCUGUACCGCCGUUCAGUGAUAUACGUUUGUGUUGUGUGUGUUUUGUGAUACAGGUAAUAAAAAAUAGGUCCAAAAUGGUGUUAGGACCGAAGAAAGCGAUACAACAUGUACCCAGCAAGGGAAGGAUAUCUAUCAUGAAAAUACAGAAUUUUACAGUACAAAAAAGACAGUCAGCGGUCACGCUAGUUUAUGGCAGCUUAUUAAUUAUACUUGGAGUGAUAUCAAUGAUCGUCGAUCCAAUCACAAUAGUCACCAAUUGGUACGCGGAAAUAAAAGAGGGUAAAUUCAUCUACAACAUGUGGUCAAAUCCGACGUAUGAAGUGUUUUCUGAUGUCUACAUCUUCAACUAUACCAACGUGAGGGAGUUCCUGAGAGGAGAGGAGAAGGUUCUGAAAGUGCAAGAACUGGGCCCAUAUAAGUUCCAGGAGAUGAGAACGAAUGAGAACAUAACGAUAGACAAGGAGCGCGGCGUGAUGACGAUGAACCCGGUCAUCAAGUUGAAGUUUCUGCCAGACAAGUCGGUGCGCCACUACAACGACACUAUAGUUGUGCCCAACAUAGCGCUUCUCGCUAUCAGUACGCUUCUAGCUGACCAAGGGCUGGGGUACUUGGCUAACGCAGCGGCCUAUUACACUAUCAAGGCCCUUGACUCGGAACUGUUCAAGGAGAUGACGGCUGGAGAAUUCCUAUGGGGCUAUGAUGACCCACUCGUGAAGGUUGCCAGCAGUCUGCUUCCAGGGUGGAUCGACUUCGGCAGAAUUGGAAUUAUGGAUAGGUUCUACGCGCAAAGGCGAGAGGAGGUGGAGGUGGAACUGCGGGAUCCGAAAAAAAGAUACUCCAUCAACACGUGGAACAAGCUGCCUGGUCUGCCUGAACAGGGGUUCACCACGCUUAAUACGAGCAUCCCCUGUAACCGUUUGAAAGGCACCUACGAAGGCCUGAUGCUGCCACCAAACUACAAUACGAGUAACCCAAUACCCGUGUUCCGCAAGCAGGCGUGCCGCGUGAACCCCUUCGUGUUCCAGGAGGACUUCAUGGGGGACCUGGGCUUCAGGGUGUCCAGAUUCAAGAUGGAAGAUUCAGCAUUCAACAACACCAAUCGGUACGCUUGUGAUUGUACCGACCACUGCUUGCCGAAUGGCUUUGUGGAUAUCGGAAACUGUUAUUAUGGUUUCCCAAUAGCGUUGUCCAAACCACAUUUCUUGGAUACCGAUCCGAAGCAGCAAGCAUUCUUCGAGGGCAUGCAUCCGGAUCCGGUCAAGCACGCCUCGCAUGUGGACAUCGAAACCCGCUUGGGAGUUCCGAUGGCGCUAGAAACCAACAUCCAGGUGAACCUGGCGGUGCGCGCGGUGCCUGGCAACCCCGUCGCAGCGCCGCUUGCGCAGCGCGUGCUGCCGCUCAUCUGGCUGUCGCUUUACUGCAAAGAACCACCCCCCGAAGUGGCCUCGAUCCUCCGUCUGCGUUUCGUCAUCGCCCCGCCCUUGCUGCUCACACUGGAGAUUCUCUUCAUCAUCACUGGCAUUGGUCUCAUCACUCACAGCGUCCUCCGCGUCUGGAGACCCAAGUACAAGCUGGUACAGACUCAAGAAGACAAACCAAUGAAAGUGGUGGAAAGAAGAAAGACCAGUCUGGUGAUGAACAUGGCGGACAACUUCAGUGAUGAUGAGCUGGCCAAGGAAGCGGUUUCGUUGUUAGCAAUACGGGAAGAAGAUAUGGAUCUACCAGAUCUACUGAUGAACGAAUCGUGAUUCAUCACCUGACUCGGAAUUAAUGAUAAUACUGGUGAAUAGAAUAGGUAUUAAAUCAUGAAAACUUUGCCUAUAUGUGAAAGUUUUUCUGAAAGUAUAGUGUGACUCGUGUGAUUCCUGGGAGGUGGAAUCUAAGUGAAUUUUGCUAGAUGCUGUGAAAGUUUAGAAAUAUAAGAAUAUCUCGUGAUAAGUGGACUUUACCUUGGUUUAGGAGUAUGGGUGGAGGGUAAGUUAUUGAAGAUGAGGUCAAGUGAACGAUGGCAAUAAUUCUGAAUUGGAACUGAUAGUGUACUCUAAGAAUUAUUCUGAGAAGCGUAAUAGUUUUGAAUAUUCAACCAAAUAAUGUGUCAACUUUCUAAACCCCGAAUUAAUUCUCAGGAAAAAGUGCUUUAUGUAUGAUUUAGGCAAUACCAAAAACGCAUGAAAUAUCCGAUUAUUUACGCUUAUUUUUCAUACGUUGUAUCUUUCUCAGUGAAAUACUUUAUAUAUUCCUUAAAUAUGUGACAUUUUUUGUAAUAAAUAGGAAGCUUAAUAAUUUAAGCCAUUUUUUUUUAUUCCUAGGUAUUGAAUAGCGCUCGUACUUUAGAAAGAAAUAAGUUUAAUAAUUUUCUAUUUGAAGCAUUUAAUUUAGGUAAAGACAUAUAUCCCUAUGUCCUACGAGAAAUAUAGACAGUGAUCAUCAAUCUAGUUUAUUUCAAAUUUCAUGAAUAAUUAUGUAGCUUUAAAAAAACUAAAAUUUCCCCGGUUUUCUUAAAUCUAGAAUCGGUCUUAAAUACAAUGUCGCAGAUAAAGCCUUUAUCUGUGGCCAUUACUAAAUAAGGAAAUGUCACAAAUAGUAAAAAUACAUUUAAUUUACUUUAUAAAAAGUCAUAUCUACUAUCAGCUAGAUCUUAAUCUGUAUAUAUUUUAUGACUUAUUCCAAAUCAUACUCGAACAUAGUGUGUAACUUUUGAAAUUUAUUUGAAGCUUUAUUUUAAUUUAUUUAUUAAUAAAUGUCACCUGAAAUAUAUAUUGUAUGGUACUCUAAAUUACAAUGUAAGUAUAUUAAUCUUUAACUACAAUAUUAUCUUAUUAUUUAUUUCAAAUGGUAAAUGCAUUUUUAAAGAAAUUAUCAUAAUACUUGCCUUAAGAUUUUUAUCUUGCCCAUAGAUUUAGUUGUAAAUUAUUAUUUUUAAUGGUUUACAUUGGGCCCUUAUUACGGGUCUAGUUAUUAUAUUAUUUUCAUAUAAUAGGUAAUAUUUUUGGUAUUAUGUUGUGUACUUAUAUGAUUAUUAUCUAGUUUAUUACAUAUAACACAGAACAUUUAUUUUAAACUUUUCACACUGGUUUUAUGCCACAUUCCUAUAUUCUGAUAAUUUAUGUAAUAAUAUAAUGAGA
Zerene cesonia (dogface butterfly) is the source of this 3180-nucleotide messenger RNA. Its product is annotated as scavenger receptor class B member 1-like. The record is from RefSeq and is a predicted model, not a curated record. Gene Ontology annotation, cellular component: cytoplasm; membrane. Lineage: Eukaryota; Metazoa; Arthropoda; Insecta; Lepidoptera; Pieridae. The coding region runs from base 130 to 1803 and encodes 557 amino acids. The transcript is spliced from 12 exons. Gene Ontology annotation, molecular function: scavenger receptor activity.